GGAAAAUUAUUUUGAAGAUGGAACUUGUUUGAGUGUUUAAGGACAUUAAACUCAUAAAAAAAGUACACAGCAACCGCAACUACAUACAGCUGACUGACUGGCGUACACGUGAAGUGGCAACCAUAAAAGUUUUCUUUUUUAAAAUCCUGCAACAAAUUACGAAUAUUAAACGAGGCCAAUGAAAGUCAAUGAAACAGAAGACAUAAAAUACACAUACAAAUAUCGCAGGAGAAAAAUAUUGUUAUUAUUAAAAGAAACAAAAAACAAACGCACUCAAAUAUUUCUCGUUCUGAGAGUUGAGAGUUAAAAGAAGAAGGCUUAAUUAUCCUUGUAAAAAUAAGAAAAAAUUCUAGGAAAAUUUUCAACGCCAAAAAUAUGCUAGCGCAAACAUUAUGGAUGAAGCUGAUGUUUAUUAUACCCAGCUGAAUAAGGAAUACAACUAUAAUAAAUUAUAUGAAAUACACGAAAUAAAUUCUUUGCGAAAUUGUGAUACAAACAUUAAUGCAGAGAGCAGCAGUUGCCAUAGCAAGGAAAGCAAUAAAAUUGGCAACAGAUAUCAACACACUCGUAGCAGUAGCAAUAGCAGCAGUUGCUCUACCAAAGGCUGUCUUAAGUGUGGUCAGUGUCAUUAUAACAAACAUUUUAAUAGACUACAAAAAAAUCCCUACAUGUACUCCUAUGUUGCACAUGCCAUAACUGCAGCAGCCUCAACAGCAGCAGUGGCAGCAGCCGAAACUGCCACCUCCACACAUGAACGUCUCAAGUUUGUGUAUGAUAAUUCUCAUGCCUCAUCGUUGGCUGCCUACGAUGAGAAUAUCUUCAAUAAUACAUUUAUUUUAGCCACCUCCUCAUCAUCAUCAGCAGCAUCAUCGUCAUCAUCAGCUGCCUCAUACACAUCCUCAUCCUCUACAUCCGCCACUUCAGCCUUUGCCAUUUCGUAUGGCAAUUUAAAUGAUUCCACUUCAGCGGGCUCUUCAUCUGCGUCCGCCUCUUCAUCAGCCUCAUCAUCACCUGCCUCAUCGUCAGCCGCAGCUGGUUCAACGCCUUCGUCACCUCUAAUUGAAGUGGGUGUUAAUGUUUCGCUGACGUCAUCGGAUGAUUGGUCACAUUUUUAUGAUCUCGUGCUGUCGUGGCAGGGCAUUUGUCUUAUUGCCGUCUUUUGCGCCUUCAUUGUGAUCACCAUUAUUGGCAAUACCUUGGUUAUAUUGGCCGUUAUAACCACACGUCGCCUUAAAACGGUUACAAAUUGUUUUGUAAUGAGUCUGGCGGUGGCGGAUUUGCUGGUCGGUAUAUUUGUCAUGCCACCUGCUGUAGCUGUACAUUUGAUUGGUUCCUGGCAACUUGGUUGGGUACUUUGUGAUAUUUGGAUUUCUUUGGAUGUUCUCUUGUGUACCGCUUCCAUAUUAAGUUUAUGUGCCAUUAGCGUGGACAGAUAUUUAGCUGUAACCCAACCUUUAACUUAUUCACGUAAACGACGUUCGAAACGUUUGGCGCUCAUCAUGAUACUCAUAGUUUGGGUUUUAGCUUUGGCUAUCACCUGUCCACCCAUAUUGGGCUGGUACGAGCCAGGACGUAGAGAUUUAAAUGAAUGUCGUUACAAUCAGAACGAAGGUUAUGUGAUAUUUUCAGCAAUGGGCUCCUUCUUCAUACCAAUGGCCGUCAUGAUUUAUGUCUAUGCAAGAAUUUCCUGUGUUAUAGCAAACAGACAUGAUAAUAUGACCGAUAUAAGUGUCCAUAAUAAGAAGUUCAAACGUUAUACGGCAGCAGAUAUUGACAAUGAAUUGGAUCCGGAUUUAUCAGAAUUUGAUUUAAGCUCUGGACAAAAGAAACAACAAGCCGCCAGAACUCUAUCAAAUCAAACAUUGGCCAAAGAUUUACAAGAAAUUAUGGCUUCCGACAAUGAAAUUGCCAAUACAACACAAUGCCAUACAUUGCUGGUGCUGCAGCAGCAGGCAGCCAACUCACCGACGGACAAAAAUGGUUGUUACGAGAUGAAAAGACCAGCCUCAUUGAAACGUACACCCACUGCCUCCUCCGUCAUAACCACCAUGACGAGUACGACUAGCACGGGUGCGGCUACGGCAACAGCCACAGUGGCUAUGGGUAUGGAAAAUCCUUGGACAUUUACACCCACUACACAACAUCAUCAGCAGCAGCAGCAUUCACAUUAUCAACAGCAUGCACAUCCCAAUAAACAUAUGCGUACGCACAGCAUGCGUCAUCAGCACUAUUUAAAUACAGCUUCACCCAACAUCAACGCCACCACCACCACCAACACCGUCGCCACCUCACCCGGCAAUACUUUAACACCCGAUUCCAUAGUAACUGGCAGUGGUUCCUCCAUACUGAGACCUCAUACACCCCAGCUGCGUUCACAUCAUCACCAGCACACACAUCACUACACCACCAAAUCACUGUCAAAUCGUAUAUCAUCGUUGAAAAAGGAAACCAAGACCACACAGACUCUGAGUAUUGUUGUGGGUGGCUUCAUUGCCUGUUGGUUGCCAUUUUUUAUCAACUAUUUAAUAACACCAUUCCUGGACGAGGAUCAGGUUAGCAGCACGUUGGCCAAGGUACUGACAUGGCUGGGCUGGUUCAAUAGUGCCAUUAAUCCCUUCAUUUAUGCAUUUUAUAGUGUUGACUUUCGGGCUGCCUUCUGGCGUUUAACGUGUAAACGUUUCUUUUCUGCCUCCAACAAACCACAAUUUCCCACAAACACCAUGUCCAUACGACGAUAGUUAAAAAUGAAUGAUGCUGUUAAUAUUAAUAAUAAAAAAACAAAACCAACAACCACAACGUAUAGAAUAGAACAAUACGAUUAAGACACUAGUUAUUAAGGAUUUAAGU
Molecule: messenger RNA, 2847 nt
Organism: Calliphora vicina (urban bluebottle blowfly)
Lineage: Eukaryota; Metazoa; Arthropoda; Insecta; Diptera; Calliphoridae
Gene: TyrR
Product: Tyramine receptor
Exons: 6
Coding region: 393-2738 (781 amino acids)
Biological process (GO): positive regulation of cytosolic calcium ion concentration; phospholipase C-activating G protein-coupled receptor signaling pathway; cell-cell signaling
Cellular component (GO): plasma membrane
Molecular function (GO): alpha1-adrenergic receptor activity
Source: RefSeq, a predicted model, not a curated record